AUGGCAGCCAUCACAGUUCACAACUCGCUAAAGCCCGGGUCGCCGGUGCCUUUUGUGCCCAGGGAGGAGGGCAAGGUCUCCUGGUAUGCUUGCGGUCCGACUACAUACGACUUGAGCCAUCUCGGACAUGCCCGCAACUAUGUUUCCACCGACAUCAUCCGCCGUAUCCUUAUCCAUCACUUUGGCUUGAACGUCAACUUCGUUAUCAUUAUCAAAGCCAGGAGGAAGCGACUGCUCGAGCUCGAAAAAGAGAAACCCUACUCCCCCAGCCACAUUAGGGAGCUUGCGUUUAAAGCAUUCCAGGCUUACGCUGAAAGCAACCUCCCUCUCCUAGCCGGAGCGGGGCAGUCAGCCGUGGACGAGCACAACUACCCGGAGCGGAAAGAGGCCGCUUACGGCCAUGUGUUGGCAGGCGGUUCCUUGUCAGGGGAGGGCAAGCCCGGCGAUGCGGAAGCCAAGGUGAAGAUGCAUCUCGGCAAUAUGGACGCUGCGGCGAAGUCUCUCAAGGAUAGUUCCGGGUUUGAUGGCGCCGAAGAGGUCCUCCUUCCGUACCUCGAUUCCUUGUACAAGGAAACGAUCGACACUAGCGACCAGACCAUGUUCACCGAUCUCACACAAGCCAUGGAGAAGGCGUUCAGCGAUGAUAUGGAGGCCCUCAAUGUCCUACCCCCGGACGCAGUGACACGAGUAACCGAGUAUGUCCCGCAGAUCGUGUCGUUUGUCGAGCAGAUCAUCGCCAAGGGGUUUGCGUACGAGGCCAAUGGCUCGGUGUACUUCGAUAUCGCGGCCUUUGAGCAGGCCGGCAACACGUACGCCCGGCUGCGACCCGAGAGCAAGAACGACAAGGCGCUGCAGGAGGAGGGAGAGGGCUCGCUGUCCAAGAGCCUGGAGGGAAAGAAGCGGUCUGGCGACUUUGCCUUGUGGAAGAAGUCGAAACCUGGAGAGCCAUUUUGGCCCAGUCCCUGGGGCGCCGGUCGCCCUGGUUGGCAUAUCGAAUGCUCCGUCAUGGCCUCGGACAAGCUCGGUGAACAGAUGGAUAUCCACUCUGGCGGCAUCGAUUUAGCAUUUCCUCAUCACGACAACGAGCUGGCUCAGAGCGAGGCCUACUUUCACCAAUACGAAAGGGGCGAACACUCUUGGGUCAACUACUUUUUGCAUAUGGGUCACCUGUCAAUCGCAGGGAGCAAGAUGUCCAAGAGCUUGAAAAACUUCCAGACCAUCCAAGACGCUCUAGCGACGACCUACACUGCCCGCAACAUGCGCAUCGUAUUUCUCAUGGGCCGCUGGAACGACGGGGUCGAGAUCUCUGGGGACAUGCGGAAACAGGCGGACAGCUGGGAGAGCACGAUCGAUAACUUCUUCACCAAUGUCAAGGCGAAACUAGCAGAAGCUGGGUCAACGGCGGACGGGAUCAAGGGCCGGUCUCUUGAGGAGGCCACAAGCCUGACCGAGGAGCUGGAGCAAGCCAAGAAGGAUCUCGAUUCGGCGCUGCGCAACUCCUUUGAUACCCCCGGCGCGAUGCAGGUGAUCCUCCGGCUGGUCAAGAACGCAAAUAUUUACAUGAACGACAAGUCUGCCCAACCCAACCUACAGGCUAUCGAAGCCGUUGCGAGGUGGGUAACCAAAAUUGUCGGCAUUCUUGGCCUAGACGCCAGCGCGCAGCCUCCGUAUAACGGCCUCGGGUGGGCCUCUGCUAGCGCGGCGGCGGCUGCCAACCUCGAACCCAAGGUAGCUGUGAAGCCGUAUGCGGAAGCGUAUGCCAAAGUGAAGGCGGACGUCGAGCGGUUAAAGCUCGCCAAUACCCCAAUCCAAGAUCUUCUCCAACAGCAAACGCCAGAAGCCGAAUUUGCCGAGCUGGAGAAAACCGGGGAGCGGGACGUGGAGAAGCUGGCGAUGCCUUACCUGAGGGCAACCUCGAGCCUGCGAGACGAGUUGCGGGCGGUUGUCUCAGCCCUGGAAUCCCCAAGCAAACAGGCCGUGCUUACACUCAGCGACCGUAUCCGCGACUAUGACCUCACCGACCUCGGCGUCCAGCUUGACGACCAAACCGACAAGCCGAGCUUGAUCAAGUUCGUUCCUGCGUCCAAGCUCAUCGCUGCGCGAGACGAAAAAGCGGCGCUGCUAGCAGAAAAGGCUAGGCAAAAGGAAGAGGCCCGGAAGGCGAGGGAGAAGGCGGAGGAAGAAAAGUGGGCCAAGGCCAAGCUGUCUCACAAAGACAUGUUCAAGGCCGACGCCAAGUACCAGGAGUGGGAUGCCGAUGGGCUUCCGACCAAGCUCGCGGAUGGCAGCGAGGUGCCCAAGAGCCAGGUCAAGAAGCUGAAGAAGGAGUGGGAGAGGCAGAAGAAACUACACGAGGAGUACCUCGCUAAGUCCGGGGGCGCCUAG
Messenger RNA from Chaetomium globosum CBS 148.51, 2385 nucleotides. RefSeq lists its product as uncharacterized. The coding region runs from base 1 to 2385 and encodes 794 amino acids. Gene Ontology annotation, biological process: cysteinyl-tRNA aminoacylation. Gene Ontology annotation, molecular function: ATP binding; cysteine-tRNA ligase activity. The transcript has 6 exons. Lineage: Eukaryota; Fungi; Ascomycota; Sordariomycetes; Sordariales; Chaetomiaceae. The record is from RefSeq and is a predicted model, not a curated record. Gene Ontology annotation, cellular component: cytoplasm.